Messenger RNA from Durotheca rogersii, 3011 nucleotides. RefSeq names its product gephyrin. Gene Ontology annotation, cellular component: cytosol; cytoplasm. Gene Ontology annotation, molecular function: molybdopterin molybdotransferase activity. The transcript has 3 exons. The record is from RefSeq and is a predicted model, not a curated record. Lineage: Eukaryota; Fungi; Ascomycota; Sordariomycetes; Xylariales; Xylariaceae. Bases 476 to 2548 code for a protein of 690 amino acids. Gene Ontology annotation, biological process: molybdenum incorporation into molybdenum-molybdopterin complex; Mo-molybdopterin cofactor biosynthetic process.
UGUAGUAGAGUCAUUGUAAUAUCAACCGUUUCCUCCCUCUCUCUCUCUGUCUCUUAGCAACAUCUUAACCCGUUUUCGCCCGACCUGUUACGGCAUCUUUCGUGCAGCUGACGCAGCCAUGUCCAGCCGUCGAGAGCUGCUAAUCCCUACACGGCCGUCUUCCCCCUCCCUCCCUCUUAUCGGUUCAAUACCUACACGUAGCAUACCCGUGUCAUUCGCUUCACCACUUGGAAACGCCUAUUUCCGGCGAAGAGAACAGAGAACAAGAGAUCUUGCUUCUUCCCCGCAUCCUGCUGCCGUCUGCUCGUCUCGGGGACUCCAUCUCACCGAUUGCAUCAUAAAAACCGUGACACAGCCACACUAACCCAUCCCAAUAUAUCCCUCCUCUUCUUUUCUGUCCGUCAUCCAAUGGCAUCACUCGCAUCGUGAGAAUAGACGUCUCGACACCGGGCCGUCCCCGAACACGCAACAAAUCAUGUCGAAGACCGCCUUGCGGGUCGCCGUGCUGAUUGUCUCCACGACAGCAGCCAAAGAUCCCUCGACGGAUUCUUCCCAGGCUGCCCUGAGCGAGGUCCUCGCCAAAGAGGACGGGAGGUGGGAGGUCGUCGAAACCAAGAUCGUGCCCGAUGUCGCCUCUCAGAUUCAGGAACAGAUUAUGUUGUGGGCCGACCGUGCCGCAGACCACAUCAACCUCAUCCUCACCAGUGGCGGCACCGGUUUUACCGUGGCUGACAACACUCCGGAGGCUGUCUCCGCGCUAAUCCACAAACCGGCGCCUGGCCUGGUGCAUGCCAUGCUGGCCGCCUCCCUCGAUGUUACCCCGUUCGCCAUGAUGGCUCGCCCGGUUGCCGGCGUCAGGAACAAAUCUAUCGUCAUCACCCUGCCAGGCUCGCCGAAAGGUGCAAGAGAAAACUUGCAGGCGGUGCUAAAGACAUUGCCGCACGCAUGUCUUCAAGCCGCCAGCAUCGACUCCAGAGCGCUGCAUGCUGGCGGUAUAGAGAAGCUCGAGGCGGAAGCCGGCUUACGAUCGGACUCGGGCCAGGCGCGCGCACAUGGCCAACAUCACAACCACGGAGCUGGCCAUCAGCACAGCCAUAGCCACGGCAGUAGUCACGACGGCCACCGCCAUGGCCACGGGCAUAGCCACGAUCAUGGUCACGGCAAUUUAGUUAGACACACGCCAUCUAGCGCGAAUCCGAUGUCCAACGAUCCGAAUCUCGGCCCCAGUCGGAGGAGUCGAGAGUCCCCGUACCCGAUGCUCUCCGUCGACGACGCUCUGAAACUGAUUAAGCAGCACACGCCGCCGCCGGAAAUUAUCACCUCCAAGGUUGAUGUGUCGCUUCCUGGUCUCGUGCUUGCCGAGGACGUCCGCGCGAAGGAAAAUGUGCCUGCAUUCAGGGCAAGUAUUGUCGAUGGCUACGCCGUUGUUGUACCUAAGGGCGGAGACAUGAAGGGGGUCUUCCCCGUCGUGUCGGUGUCCCACGCGUCGCCGGGCGAGGCGAAGCCGCUGAAGGUAGGCGAGAUCUCGAGGAUCACGACGGGGGCGCCGCUGCCGCCGGGAGCCACGUCCGUCAUCAUGGUCGAGGACACGAUUUUGAAGACUAUGACCGACGACGGGAAAGAGGAAAGGGAAGUAGAGAUUCUAGCAGACAACGUGAAGGAGGGAGAGAACAUCCGCGAGAUGGGCAGCGACAUCAAAGCGGGCGCCACUAUCCUCAGCAAGGGCGAGCGCAUAUCCGCUGUCGGCGGCGAGAUCGGCCUCCUGGCUGCCGUCGGUGUCGCCGAGGUGAAGACGUACCGCCGGCCCAUCCUGGGCGUGCUGUCGACGGGCGACGAGAUCGUGCCGCACGACCGACCGGGAACCCUGCGACUCGGCGAGGUCCGCGACACGAACCGCAUCACGCUGAUGUGCGCAGCGCGCGAGUGCGGGUAUGAGGCUAUUGACCUUGGUAUCGCGGCGGACCGGCCGGGCACGCUCGAGGAGACCCUGCGGCACGCCCUACGACGCGUCGACUUCAUCGUGACGACGGGUGGCGUCUCGAUGGGCGAGCUCGACCUACUCAAGCCGACCAUCGAGCGCGCGCUCGGCGGCACGAUUCACUUCGGCCGCGUGGCUAUGAAGCCCGGCAAGCCGACGACGUUCGCGACGGUUCCUGUCAAGGAGCACAGUAGCGGUCAUCGGACGCCCAAGGUCGUCUUCUCGCUGCCGGGCAACCCAGCUUCGGCCAUCGUCACGUUCCACCUGUUCGUACUGCCGUCGCUGCACCGUGCGGCGGGUAUAGCGCCGGAGGGCCUGCCACGGGCCCGCGUGACGCUCGCGCACGACUUCACGCUCGACCGCACGCGCCCGGAGUAUCACCGCGCCGUCGUCUCGGCGGGCCCGGCCGGCCUAGUGGCGGUCAGCACAGGCGGCCAGCGCAGCUCUAAGGUCAGCAGCUUGCGCGGCGCGAACUGCCUGCUGUGCAUGCCGAGCGGGGACAAGCCCCUACGGAAGGGAACGACAGUCGAUGCACUGCUCAUGGGACCCAUCAGGAGUGAUCUCUGGUGAGAAGAAGAAAGACAAGUCAUAGGUACCUAUGUAGGAAGGUGUAAGGCUUUGAUGUUGGUUCAUCCGAACGGCUUCAUGGAUACCCCGGAUACUUAACAACAGUUAAAGUGAUGUGCUAUUCAAAGGCCACACAUUGUAGGGGUGACCUUGCGUAUAGUAAGCAUUAUUCAGGCGAGAGCUGCAUGAUAUUCUCAACCGUUUGCAACUCACAUGCAACUAUAACUUAUCCAAUACAGCUACCUGCGAUACUACCUAGGUGGAUAUGCAUAUUGCUACUGUGAUGGUUCGUUCAUACUCACGCCAAACCACCAACGACCCGAAUCUCUCUUCACAACGGCAUGUCUCAAUAAUACCACUUGUAAGACAAGCCUAUACAAUUGAGAUAGGCUCACCGGUCGACCCCACCGACGAGCAGGUGGAUUCUUCCCCGGCUCUGGAACGUGUAUCGGUCCCCUUUCCCGUC